This is a messenger RNA of Suillus subalutaceus, 567 nucleotides long. RefSeq lists its product as uncharacterized. The record is from RefSeq and is a predicted model, not a curated record. The transcript has 4 exons. Bases 1 to 567 code for a protein of 188 amino acids. Lineage: Eukaryota; Fungi; Basidiomycota; Agaricomycetes; Boletales; Suillaceae.
AUGGAACCGAGUGCUAGUUCAUCGUUCACAGUGAUCAUCUCUUUCCGGAUGCUGCUGGGGUCACUCAGGAAGCCGAUAAUAGCAGUCAGCACUCCUGCAUGCCCCAGUGUUGCUCAGUGCAGGCGUGAUCAAAGAGCGGUUCUCGCCCAAGAAGAAGGCACCACGGACUGGAUGCUGAAAAAUAUGCUGGACACCCAAGGCCUUUAUCAGUCUGCCAUUCAGCUCUAUGGAAUUGAAGACCUACCAGUCAUUGUUCCCAAUGUUCGCGACGCUGCGGGGAUGCUCAUCCAUCCAUCCGAAUACAGCCAGAAGAUCACUGCGUCUGUGACUGUCGUGGUGGAGGCCCGAUCUGGACUUUUGGUCCUGACGAGAAGCAUCCGAACAGCUCGAGUUUACCAGACAGCAUUCAGGUUCAUGAGGCUACUGCCGACAGCCGGGGUUGCCUGGGGCCUCUUCAACAAACCCGCGACCAAGGCAACUGAUGUCAGAGGGAAGCGCAAGGCCGAUAGACCGGCAGGACAGGCUUUGCCUGCGAAGAGAGGUGCUGGCCAGAGUAAGGCUGCCUAA